UCGCUCCGCCGCCGCGCCGCUCUCCUACCUGUCCCGCCGCCGCGACGCGCCGCCCGAUUUCCGUGUCGACCCCAUCGACGUGAUCUGUGCGCGGCUUAUUGCCACUAAUUGUGACCCCCCGUCCCCCCGUCGGCCCCCCGUCCGUGAACCCGGGAGUUCGGAUUUUUCGCCGUCGCCGCCGCCGCCGCGUGUGUAGUGGUUCCCGGAUCGGAGCGCCCCCGCCGUACCCCAGGAAGCCCCGUCAGGUCACCUUGUGAAAUUGUAUCUCUCACCUACCCUUCCCUCCGUCCUUCGGUUGUCUGUUCAGCCUCCCCUCUUCUGCAUUCCUUGUUCAACAGCCCCCGUGCCCAAUGGAUAACAUGAACUCGUCUGAACCCAGUUUAGACAAAAUCAACUUGGACAAAAUCAACAAUGACCCGGGCAUCACGCUCACAAUUAGGCUCAUCAUGCAAUCUAAGGAAGUUGGCAGUAUUAUUGGAAAAGGAGGAGAAAUAGUCAAAAGGUUUCGAGAAGAGUCUGGAGCUAAAAUAAACAUAUCAGAUGGCUCUUGUUCUGAGCGGAUUGUCACAGUAUCUGGCACUACUUCAGCUAUCUAUAAAGCAUUCCUUCUAAUUUGCAAGAAAUUUGAAGAUUACUGCUAUCAAUUCCAAGAAAAUGGGAGUGGAGGUUCAAGGCCUCCAAUUACGCUUAGGCUAAUUGUACCUGCAUCGCAAUGCGGCUCACUCAUUGGUCGGGGAGGUUGUAAAAUCAAAGAAAUUCGAGAGGAAUGCCGAGCAUCGAUCCAAGUUGCGUCAGACAUGUUGCCUAAUUCGACGGAAAGAGCUGUCACUGUGACUGGAACAGGAGAGGCCAUAACACAAUGCAUUUAUCACAUUUGCGUUGUCAUGCUUGAGUGUCCACCAAAAGGAGUGACGAUUCCAUACAGGCCGAAACCUCAAGUAUCUGGACCAGUGAUUUUAGCCGGGGGACAAGCAUACACUAUCCAAGGAAACUAUGCAGUACCUGCUCACGGGGGUGAUGUAAGUAGUGCUCCCCCAGCUUUAACAGGUCUUCUUGGUCCUCCUGGACCCCCAAUCCUCGCCAACGCUCUUAUGGACCCGCUCACUAAGAAUGCUCAUUUACAGGCCGCAUUACCACCAACCAAUAUACUACCCCCCACGGCAGCCUACGAAAUUGGUAAGCUUGGUGGUGGACCCUUGGCCGGUCUAGCUGCCCUUGGAUUGGGAGGUUUAGGUGCACCUACUAAUGCCACAGGAAUCAAUCCAGCAGCGGCACUGGCUGCCAUCGCAGGAAGUCAAUUGAGAAAUGCUGCCAACCCACCUGCUAACAAUCGUAUUACGCAACAGAAUCAAAAUAGUCAUCAAACUCAUGAACUUACUGUUCCAAAUGAUCUGAUUGGCUGUAUUAUCGGCAAAGGAGGCUCCAAAAUAGCAGAAAUCAGACAAAUCAGUGGUGCCAUGAUAAGAAUUUCAAAUUGUGAAGAAAGAGAAGGUGGCUCAACAGACAGGACUAUCUCUAUUAGCGGGAAUCCCGACGCUGUUGCAUUAGCGCAAUAUCUCAUCAACAUGAGUGUGGAGCUCCAGAAACAGAACCUUGAAGCCCAAAAUCCUUCAAACCCAGGUGGAGGUUCCAUCUCAUCAAGCUCAUCCGCUACUCCUGCUUCUACCACUCCCUCCCCUUUAGCCGGCGCCAUUCCGCUGGCCCAGUUACUGACUAAACCAGGAGCAUUGAAUGCACUCUCAUCGUUGUCAGCUCUGGGCGGUCUCACUGACCUUAUUGGAGAACUGACGAACCACAGUCCUGGCAACGGACCACCGAUCCAAAUUACUGGUGUGCAUCAAAGCAAGAGGAAUUACUCAUCGCGCUCGCGAAGCCCUAAUCAGGAUGGUGGGAAAAUGAGAAAUGAUAGAAAUGAACGCAGCAAGUUUGCGCCCUACUAGGACAGUCCUUGAUCACCUCUUUUUAUGAAUCACUGUUUUUCUAUUUUUAUCAAAGUUAAGGAGACUCAAUCAAUCAUUUAGGUUUAUAAAGUUGAUUUUUUUAAGGGUCUUAUCUUUUAAUUUCUCCCCAAUCACUUUAUUUUUAUUUAUUUUUUAUCAUUUUUAUUUUUUUAUAGUUUUUACUUUUAUUUGGCUUAAGUGUAUUAGUAUAGGUCUGACUUUUAAGAAAGAUAGCUCUUCAUUAAUAUAUAAGGAAAAAUUGUUUGACAAGAAAAAUAGAAAGUGGCCUCACAGAUAAAAUGAUGCAACAGUCAGCAGAGUGUAGACUAGUUUUAAGAGUUUCUUAUGCAGAAUUUUAUUUCACUAUCUUUUCUCUUUUAUUUUUUAUUUUAUUGGUUGAAUCAUUGAACCCUAGGCAGGAUUUUUUUUUAUUUUACUUUAAUUAUUGAAAGGAGUCAAAAGGAGUAUUAUAUUUUUAUAACGAAUUUCCUUGUUCAUAAUAUAAAAUCAAGAUUAUUAAAAGUAUCUGUUCACUAUCGCAAAGUUUCUAGAACAGAGGAAAGUAUAUUGCAAAAAGGAGAUUCCACGUUACUUUCUGUUUGUUUUUCUACCGUGUUUUUUUAAUCACAUUAUUUUCUUAACUUUUUAAUAAAAUGUAGUAGCCCAAAUAGAAGAAACUAUAUAAAAAAUCAUUCCAGUACCUUAAUGGUAGAAUUUUAUUCAGAGUUAAAGUGUGUUGGUGACUCCUUAAUAAAGGUAGCAUGCCAAUGAAACAAUUUAAAAACGAUACUCCAAAAAAAUUGUCAAAAUUUGAUCGCUGAAAAGUUGAUUUUAAUACAAGUGCGGUUUUUGUACAUUAAUUUAAGUUAUAAUCGAAGUAAAACUUUAAGUUUUUCUGCUGGAUGAUGUGCUGUGAAGGAAUUGUGAAAUAAUGUUGGAAAGAACUAAGCUUGCCUCCAAGCUAUUUUAAUCUUUGAUCCAUUAAACUAAUCGUAGCGUCAAAGAACAAGAAUUUUGUUUUUCAUUAUCUAUUUUUUCCUACUUUUGUACCUCCCUAGAUAUCUCCUUUAAUUUCAAUAUUUUGAACUUCCAUAACUUGAUUUGUGAAGAAAGUUAAAUGUUUUUCUCCCUGAAUAGGAAUCUUAUUUUAAUUUUCUAAUGAAAAAGAUUUUUUUUUCUUUGGAUUUGUUCUUCAUCCUGUUCAAUCUCCAAAACCUCUCGCUUUAUUUUAUGUCGUUUUAGCAAGUUAAUAUCUGAUCCCUCCAGCUCCCUCCCGGACAUUUUUUUUCCAUUCUUAAUCUCAUUAAACAUAAUCCUCUGAAGCUCCUGAGACUUCCAUCGUUACUGUUGUCUACAGAUCCCGAGUUUUUCUGUGUCUGUCUCAGAACACCCCCAAAUCGUAUAUCAUAGAAGGAUUGUACUAGUCAACGUUGUAUGAAAAUUUGAAAGAAAUUGAAAUGGAGAAAAAUCAUUUUCCAAUGUCACUAGUUUCCUUUACUCUCGCUUGUCAACUAUCCAAGUUUUAUCCAUUCACUCAUUUAUCUACUUUAAGAUGAGUUUCAGUUAUUCUCCAUCGUGGCAGACUGAUCAGACAGUUAUUAAUUAUUAACAGGAAUAGUAGUAAAGGAAAUUUAAAAGAACCAUUUUUCUAUUGAAGUUUCAAUCAUCAUUUUGAGGAAAAAUUAAACAUGAAAGCAUAAAAAAUUAGAUAAUAGUAACUGACUUCCUUUCAAAUCAAGUGAAUAAAAUCUCAUCAUUAAAAAUCAGACUCAACUUGGAUUUACUGUAAUAGGACAAUGCGCGCUAUUGUCAUAGUGCUUGACUAUAGCAGAUGAUAACCGAGUCCCUCUCCCCUCUAGUCUAAAUGUAAAGAAAGUAGACGAGAGUGUCCCAUUCAUGUUUCAAUGCCUAGAUGAGAAUGAGCCAGGUUCCGAACGGCAAAGAUGGACACAGCUACUGUCUGUCAUCUUACACUGUCUUCACAGUAUUCCAAACGUGCAGCUUCAGUAUGUGUUAUUCUUCUUAAGCUUCAGGGACAUGAUGUAGAUGUUUUGUCAGUGAGACUAGUAGAAAUCUUAGUAUCUCUGUUGUGAUGUUUCAGACUUUUUUCUCUACAAAAAUAAACCAAAAUUGCUUGAAAUUUUUGCAAAAUGUUCCUCGCCCAGAAGUAUAUCAUGACAAUAAGUUUGUAACAUCUAUAAGCACGACCUAGGGUUUCUCUAUUUUCAGCAUCAUUUUUUCUUCAGAACUAUUAAUCCCUGCUGAAAAAUUCAUUUCUUAAAAGAAAGUCUCUUGACAACAUGAUUAAACCCUGUAAUGCCUGCAGGCUUAGAGGUUUGUGCUUAAAGUUUUGAAAUGAAUAGCUCUGCUGAAAUUGUAUCGUCAGGAAUUUUUAGAAAAUUAAUCUUACUAUUACUCUUACCUUUACAAGUGGCUUAUAGUUUUCAAUUUCUCCAUGAAACAUUUAAAAACUUUGUUCAACAAGUAUUUUGAAACUGUCAAAGCCCUCUUUAAAUUAAUAAUUAGUUCAGAGUUGCAACAUUUUAAUUUAGACUCAUUACUGGUAGUAAAAAUCAUAUUAAUUUUUAAGUGACUUCUUCUCUCAUCUCAUGGUUUAAAACAACUUUAUCCACUAAUUUUUUCCCACCAUAUUACCUGUAAUAAGAAAUAAAAAAAUAAAAGUCUUACCACUUCU
Messenger RNA from Bemisia tabaci, 4635 nucleotides. It is a transcript of the gene mub, whose product is annotated as poly(rC)-binding protein mub. NCBI's taxonomy places the organism in Eukaryota, Metazoa, Arthropoda, Insecta, Hemiptera, Aleyrodidae. The record is from RefSeq and is a predicted model, not a curated record. Gene Ontology annotation, molecular function: RNA binding.